ACCUACCGCUUCGUCAUGCAUGGCCCGACGGCGGGUUGCGCAGGCGCCGUGCACGCUCUCGCGACGCACUACUGCGGCGGUCGUGAACGUAUUUUCAAUUUAACGGUUAUUCUUAUUUCCACAACGUUUUGUUCCGCACUUGGAGCCUUCCUGACCACUGUUCGCAGUCGCCGUAGCCACUCCUUUAUUCGAAACGUCAACACACAACAACCAACAAACACGAGAAACGAUCAAGUGUUGACCCUUGUCAAUUCGACGUUCGUAUCCGUCGCGGCCAGUCACCAACAACGCUACUACCACGACAUCGCCGGACUGGAUGCGCGCCAUACACCACCACCCCCGUACCGGUUCCGUCGGUUGUCGCUCACUUCGUCUAAUCAAAAUCAACAAUAUCGUAUUAUUAUCGUCCUGGUCGCAGUAUUAUUAACGGAUCAAGUCCGCCGUGUGUCGGUAUUACUGUAUUAUUGUUUUUCUUUGACCGAUCCAACGGCUGAUAGUUUUUGUCAGAUAAACGGUGAUUUGCCACUUGUCAUCAUGUCGUCCAGGUCCAAAGAAGACGAAGUUAGAAUCCCAGAAAUGAUUUUCGAUAACAAGACCAACAGGAAGUAUCAGCGAGGCAAUUUUCUGGGAAAGGGAGGUUUUGCCAAAUGUUACGAAAUUAUAGACAUGAGAACAAAGGAAAUAUUUGCUGGAAAAAUUGUUUCCAAAAAAUAUCUUUUGAAACAUAAUCAAAAAGAUAAAAUGACCCAAGAAAUACACAUCCAUAGAAUGUUGAAACAUACAAAUAUUGUUAUGUUCCAUAGUUUUUUUGAGGAUAAUGAUUUUGUUUAUAUAGUUUUGGAACUUUGUCGUAAAAGGUCAAUGAUGGAGUUACACAAGAGAAGAAAAACUCUUACAGAACCUGAAACUCGUUAUUAUGUUUAUCAAAUUCUUGAAGGUACACUAUAUUUACAUCAACAAGGCAUUAUUCACCGUGAUUUAAAAUUAGGAAAUCUAUUUUUGAAUGAUGAAAUGGAAGUAAAAAUUGGAGAUUUAGGUUUAGCAGCUAAAAUUGAGUUUAAUGGACAACGUAAAAAAACUUUAUGUGGUACUCCUAACUACAUUGCUCCAGAAAUUCUUAGUAAAACUGGGCAUAGUUUUGAAGUAGAUGUAUGGUCCAUUGGCUGUAUUAUGUAUACACUACUGGUUGGUAAACCACCAUUUGAAACUAAUUCUUUGAAAGAAACAUAUGCUAAAAUUACAAAAUGUGAUUAUAAUCUACCUUCUACUUUACAUAAGAAUGCCAGUACUCUUAUUAAUAUGAUGCUUCAGUGUGAUCCUAAAAAGCGACCUCAGGUUUCUGAAAUAAUGAAAGCUGACUUCUUUACUACUGGUUAUAUGCCUAAAAAGUUACCAGCAUCUUGUCUCACAAUGGCUCCUCGCUUUGAUUCUAUUAACUAUAGAGAGUCGAUUUCUAAUCGCCGACCACUUAAUGAACUCAACAGUCCAAAAGCUAUUAUUAAAGCUAUUGCAAAACCCCAAGACCCGGUUAGUAAAUUACCAAUGUUUAAUAUACCAAACAAACCUACCAGUGGAAAUGGAGUAUCAGCCAAUGAGUGUAAAGAAUAUAUGAUAACACUCGAAAAAGAAUUAGAAAAAGUAUUGAAAUGUAAACCAUCCAUGAGAGGAAUGAAAAAUAUGGAAGAAAACACUGAUCCAGCUGCUCAACCUCUAAUUUGGGUCAGUAAGUGGGUAGAUUAUUCGGAUAAAUAUGGAUUUGGUUAUGAACUGUCUGAUGAUUGUGUUGGGGUUAUGUUCAAUGAUUUUACACGCAUUGUUCUAUUAGCUAAUUUCAAGGAUGUCCAUUAUAUAGAAAGAAGUGGUGCAGAACAAUACUAUACUGAAGAUAAUACUCCGCAGUCAUUAGAGAAGAAAAUGAAGUUAUUAAAUUACUUUAGGCGUUAUAUGAAUGAUCAUCUCAUUAAAGCUGGUGCUGAUGUAUUAGCUAAAGAUGCAGACCAACUUAGUCGUACGCCAUAUUUGUACCAAUGGUAUAGGUCUACUACAUCAGUUAUUAUGCAACUUACUAAUGGCACUUUACAAAUAAACUUCACGGAUCAUACUAAAGUGAUAUUAUGUCCAUUAAUGAAUGCUGUGACUUUUAUUGAAAAUAGUGUUUUCCGUACUUAUCGUUUUAAAACAAUUGCUGAACACGGAUGUAGUCCAGAAUUAGCUAAGUGCUUAGAAUAUGCUUACAGAAAACUUGGUUCUAUAUUAAAAGACAUAGAAGUGUAAUAAUUUAUUAAUUAUACUUGAAAUUUGACUAGUAUAUUUAAAUCAUUUAUAGUUAUUAUUAAAACAACUGUAUGUUAAAGGCAUUAUAUUUAAGAUUGUAAAUAAUUUAAUAAUAAUUCUCAUUCGUAUA
Molecule: messenger RNA, 2404 nt
Organism: Sipha flava (yellow sugarcane aphid)
Lineage: Eukaryota; Metazoa; Arthropoda; Insecta; Hemiptera; Aphididae
Product: serine/threonine-protein kinase polo-like
Exons: 9
Coding region: 16-2274 (752 amino acids)
Biological process (GO): regulation of cytokinesis; protein phosphorylation; mitotic cell cycle
Cellular component (GO): nucleus; centrosome; cytoplasm
Molecular function (GO): protein binding; ATP binding; protein serine/threonine kinase activity
Source: RefSeq, a predicted model, not a curated record